Messenger RNA from Musa acuminata subsp. malaccensis (wild Malaysian banana), 1669 nucleotides. Its product is annotated as probable protein phosphatase 2C 11. Gene Ontology annotation, molecular function: cation binding; protein serine/threonine phosphatase activity. The record is from RefSeq and is a predicted model, not a curated record. Gene Ontology annotation, biological process: protein dephosphorylation. NCBI's taxonomy places the organism in Eukaryota, Viridiplantae, Streptophyta, Magnoliopsida, Zingiberales, Musaceae.
AAAAGAAGCGAUCAGUGGGAUCUUUUCAGAGAGCCAAAGGACGCCGGCUCUGCAAUCCAUUCUACCAGGGGUCUCUUCCCGACCUCCGACUGCCUCCAUCUCGAUCCCGUCGACUCUUCCUGCCGAGAGGCUGGAAGAUGUUCAACUUUUGUGCCUGAAGAAAUAAGAGAGAUUGGUACAUGCUGGCUUGCACUAUCAGUAGCUACUUUGCUGAGCUAAAUCUCAGGUUUCUUUGGACUGCCUUAUUUACCAUAUUUUGCAGUUAGAGAGUUCACCUCUCAGACUCAAGUAGUUUGUGUCGACUGUCAAGUGUAUUUCCCUUGUUCUGAAGCAAAAUUUAAAGAAAUGGGGAUAUAUCUCAGCACUCCCAAAACUGAGAAAUUUUCCGAAGAUGGUGAGAGUGAUAGACUAAGGUUUGGCCUUUCAUCUAUGCAAGGAUGGCGUGCAACUAUGGAAGAUGCACAUGCUGCAUUGCCAGAUCUUGAUGACUGCACAUCAUUCUUUGGCGUUUAUGAUGGCCAUGGUGGAAAAGUAGUUGCUAAGUUUUGUGCAAAGUACCUCCACACUCAGGUUCUCAAGAAUGAAGCUAGUUCGACAGGAGAUUUAGGUACUUCUGUUCAAAGAGCUUUCUUGAGAAUGGAUGAAAUGAUGCAAGGACAGAGAGGGUGGAGAGAACUAGCCGUACUUGGAGAUAAGAUAAACAAGUUCACUGGCAUGAUAGAAGGCUUGAUUUGGUCUCCAAGGGGCAGUGACUCAAAUAAUCAUGAAGAUGAUUGGGCCUUCGAGGAGGGCCCCCACUCUGACUUCUCUGGACCAACAUCUGGCAGCACAGCUUGUGUAGCAAUCAUGAGAGGUAACCAACUCGUUGUCGCAAAUGCUGGAGAUUCGCGCUGUGUGAUCUCUAGGAAGGGACAGGCAUACAAUUUGUCAAGAGACCACAAACCAGAACUUGACGCUGAAAGAGAAAGAAUACUAAAAGCAGGGGGUUUUAUACAUGGAGGGAGAGUGAAUGGAAGCUUAAAUCUUGCAAGAGCAAUUGGAGACAUGGAAUUCAAGCAGAACAAGUUCUUGCCUGUUGAGAAACAAAUAGUAACUGCUAACCCCGACGUAAACAAUGUGGAGCUUUGUGAUGAUGAUGACUUCAUUGUUCUUGCGUGCGAUGGUAUUUGGGAUUGCAUGUCAAGCCAACAGCUGGUAAAUUUCAUCCAUGAGCACAUAAACAAGGAAACAUCUCUAUCUGCUGUGUGUGAGAAAGUGCUCGACAGGUGUUUGGCACCUUCAACACUUGGUGGAGAAGGAUGUGACAAUAUGACCAUGAUUUUGGUUCAGUUUAAGAAACCAAUCAAUUCCAAUGCUGCCAGUGCCGAGCAGUCAACUCAGGCUACACCAGGGUCUGAGAGUUCAUCCGCUGACUGAAGGUGAACAAUUCUUGAUGUUGAUGGUACACUUGACACUGUCGGAACCAGAUUAUCCUUUAUUAUUACUAUUAAUCCCUUUCACUACUUUCCAACUUGACUUAGUUACAUCGCUUUUUAGGAGAUCAACAAAAUGCAGUAAAAGAGGUUCAAAGUGUAUUUCUCAUGUGCAUUAUUCUCGGAAGGAAUUUAUUUCAUGUGAUACACAAUCGCUGAUAUCUGUUGCUUUAUGGAGUUGUCCCUUCAUGCCUAUA